This is a messenger RNA of Labeo rohita (rohu), 2398 nucleotides long. RefSeq names its product NXPE family member 3-like. The record is from RefSeq and is a predicted model, not a curated record. Bases 315 to 2003 code for a protein of 562 amino acids. NCBI's taxonomy places the organism in Eukaryota, Metazoa, Chordata, Actinopteri, Cypriniformes, Cyprinidae. The transcript has 8 exons.
GCUGCCUUAUUCUCAUGGUUGUGUGACCACAUGCUAUUUUAAAAUUAUUUAAAAAUUAUUAUUAAAAUUAUUAUCUAAAAAACUGAAAAUUUCCUAGGACAGGGGUGGCGAAUAUUCUGGAGAGCUGCAGUCCUGCAGAGUUUUGUUUCAACCCUAAUCAAACACACCUGAACAAGCUAAUCAAAUUCUGAAGGUUUACUAGGAAGCUACAGGCAGGUGAGUUUUUAUUAGGGUCAGAGCUGCACUCUGCACAACUGCGGCUCUUCAGGACCAGUGUUUGCCACUCCUGUUCUAGGAGAACAACAAUUUUAGCCAUGGUCAUACCAACCACGAAGGAACCAAAUCCACAAGUUCACAGGUUCAGAAAAUAUGUAUUGCUACUUGAAUGUUUUGUUUGGAUUGCAUUAUGCUUGGCUUUAUGGCGAUUGAAUUGUUUCCAAAUGAGAAGAUUUCAUCCCCCCAGCCCUAAACCAGUUUUACAAAACAACAAUAAUAAUUUAUCAACCAUAUCAGUGUAUGACAUGGGAAUCAGUGAUAAGGAGUGGGAAAGACUUCAGAAGGCUCUUAACUGGCCUGGUCCAGAUCAAGAAAUCACUCCACUGAAUCUGAGCACAAGUCCAGUCCACUCAACAUUCUCUAUUGUGGGACUCAAAAAGAGUUACAAAGUGGGAGAAAACAUCUCGGUUAUUAUCACAGCCAGAGACCACAACAACAACCUGAAGACAUAUGGAGGAGAUUUUUUUAAAGCAAAGCUGUUCAAUUCGAAGCUAAAAGCGAGUAUGUAUGGGGAGGUUGUGGAUCAUCACAAUGGGACUUACUCAGUUACUCUUCUUCUGCCCUGGAGAGGUCAGGCACAAGUUUUUGUACGUCUUGAGCACUCCAGUGAGGUUGUUCAGAUUCUUAAAAAAUACAGGGAGUCUUCCUUCCCACGCAGUCACUAUUAUGGCCACUUUGAAGGAUCAGGACCCAAUAAAACCAGGAUCAAGGAAGUAGUACAAUGUAACCUUAAGUGGGGUGCAGAAGGAAGCUGGAUAAAAGGCGCCUGCUGCUGCGAAUAUAAGGACAUAAAAACAGGGACAAAGUGGCAGUGUGAGACACCGAAGAAACUUUCUUGUAACAAUCUGGUUCAUCACUCAAGCGGUGUUUUGGAAAACCCAUUAAAUGCUUUUGAAAUGCAGUUUUUUGCAAAGACAUUAACAAAUGUUCCUAUUACUGGUGACAAACAAAUCAUUAAUGUCUUUCCCAACACUGCAGGCAUUGGCACAACAGAAAGGUGCAGAUCUGGCUUGACAACACCUGUUCCUGCAGGGUUCUAUCUGAACAAUGUUUGGAAGUCAUUUGUGUGCAACACCCAGCAGUUUAAUUCUGUACAAAUGGGGAAUUGUCUUAAAAACAAGAUUGUUUACAUGAUGGGAGACUCCACCACAAGGCAGUGGUUUGAGUAUUUAGAAAGAAAAGUGCCAGGCAUAAAACGAAUGAAUCUCCACACUCCUCAUUUGGGUGGACCACUGAUGACUGUGGAGUUGAAAAAUAAUAUCAUUAUUCACUGGAGGCCACAUGGUGUUCCUUUGCGGUUUUAUAAAAUGCUCAUUACUGACCUGCAUUAUAUCGGCAAUGAUAUUGAUAAUAUAGCUGGUGGCCCUCAUGUAGUUGUUGUCUUUACAAUCUUUGCACACCGGGUUUUUCACCCGUUAACUUUUUAUGUGCAUGAGGUGGCCAAAAUCCGUCAGUCUGUUGUUGCGCUGCUGAGGCGUGCACCAAAGACCACUGUCGUCAUCAAGUCUGGAAACACUGCAGGACUAAAGAAUAUUUUUCAAAGUGAUUGGUAUGCAUUGCAGCUGAACACAGUGAUGCGGGAGAUGUUCAGAGAUAUUGAUGGAGUAAUCUACUUAGAUGUCUGGCAGAUGACUUCCUGUCACUAUCUAACUGAAGAUAUUCACCCAGGACCUGUUAUCAUUGCUAAUGAGGUCAGCAUGUUGCUCUCAUAUGUCUGUCCUGCCUAAUAGACCUGCCUACUUACAGUGAGACAAUAUUAUGACUGGAGCCCAGAAGUCUUUAAAAUGUGUUACAUUAGAGAAGUAUAAACAUAAAUUGUUAUGUGAACAUACCAAUUUGUGAAGUGGUCAUGUUAUAAUUGUUUUGCAUGUUGCAAUAAGCUGUGCAAUAAAAACAUCUCAAAAAGCUGUUCUUUACUAUAUAGUCGAGUUCCAGCAGUCAUACACUUUACUACAAAUUGCAUAUACAAAUACUCUUUCCAAGAAACGUUGGGAAUCAGCUGAUGGCAAUAAUAAAAGAAUAUUUUGAGUUUAAAAAGUUAUAGAUGACAAUUGUGGCAUUGAUUUGUACUGUACUUCACAAAGCUGAACAAACAUUCAUUUUAGAAAUCUAGAUUUAGAGC